Messenger RNA from Halteromyces radiatus, 914 nucleotides. RefSeq lists its product as uncharacterized. Lineage: Eukaryota; Fungi; Mucoromycota; Mucoromycetes; Mucorales; Cunninghamellaceae. The record is from RefSeq and is a predicted model, not a curated record. The transcript is spliced from 3 exons. The coding region runs from base 313 to 831 and encodes 172 amino acids.
AAAAAAAAAAAAAAAAAAAAAAAGGUCGACAUAAUUUUUCUUUUCUCUUUCCUUCCAUUGGCAAAUCAAACUACGUACGAUGCGGUCUACUAUGAAAGUGGCUAUGGCUGUUUCUCGAACAAUCCAAACUAAUGCACCAUCUUCACAACGACUCAUUUACACAACUCCAAGUGCUCUUUUGGUAAAACUGGCCAAAGUGUUUUCCAUCUCGACUUUGACUGUAAGUUAUUCAGUUCUCUCAUAUUUUAUUUAGUAUUGAUCUUAAUUUUUCUUAUUCACCUAUAGCUCUCCUCUAUAUCCACUCCAGCUCUCAUGUACUUUUGGGAAUCUCCAGCAGUUCAAUCAACAGGGCUCAAUGAAUAUUUAUUUUUAACUGAAUCUACCGCGCGGUAUGUUAUUUUGAACUAUCUUUUUACAGCAUUAGCCGCCAGUACUUGUUCCACUGGAGCACUUCAUUUUUUAUUAUCACCUUUUAUUAGCAGCAUCUAUUUACAUGAUAACAACAAACAUCGAGUCAAUAUUAUCGAUAACAAUGGUUCUGAUAGCAAAUCAUCGACAACCUCCAUCAUUACACCCAAAACAACCAUCACAUUGGAAACCAUGGAUCUCUUUGCCCGGCCAAAACUGACUACCGUUCAACUUCAAGAUCUCAAACCAUCAACACGAUCUCUACUCACAUGGACAUGUACAAAGCAAUAUCUGGCAAAUCAUCCCGAGACAUCUCCUGGUCGAUUCUGGUUGGAUAAACGCGGUGGUGUUGGUGAUCAAAAUGCCAUGCGUCAAAUUGUGCAAGUCAUCGAAAAGCAAGACAAACGUAAUCGUAUACUAUAGACUAUUAGAUCCCAACUCCUUUUUUUUUCGUGUAGAAUAGAAUAGAAUAAAAAAAAAGAAAUCCUCUUCUUUUACAUCUCUUU